Messenger RNA from Psylliodes chrysocephalus, 2675 nucleotides. The record is from the annotation of a GenBank genome assembly. NCBI's taxonomy places the organism in Eukaryota, Metazoa, Arthropoda, Insecta, Coleoptera, Chrysomelidae.
AGUACGCAUGUGCUUUGAGCUGAAGAACCAACUAAUCUUACUUUACCUGUCAGGUGGGAGCGCGAAGCGCGACUGUAGUUUGUCGAUCUGUGUUGCCUAUAGUUUAUAUUUUUAUGGAUGUAUUGUGUUUAAAUAGAUAAAUCCAUCGAAAACAAUUUUAAUUUAUAUGGAAAAACGACACUAAUAUGGAUUACUGAUAGCAUAUCGUUCGAGAGAAAGGAUUAAAUCAAGCUCAAAACCAUGGCGUAUCGAAACGGUUAUUCUGGAGGUGAUAGAGAAAUUGAACGAGACGAUAGAAUGAACGACGGCGUUGGGAAACCAGUUCAUAUCAUAGAGCAUUUGGCCACUUUCACAGUUACCAAAGAAACAGGCAUCAUCUACCCAGCAGAUGGAAUGAGAAGAUUGUUACAGCUGGAAAAAACCAACGGGAUUUGGUCGCAGAAAAUGCAACUAUGUUUAGAUAACUCUUGGGUGCUCAUUAUGGAUUACGAAAGUGGGAAUGUGAUGGAACGAUUUCCUGCAAACUCUAUUCAAGAACCAACUGCAUUCAUGAGUCAAGAACCAAUGGACUUAUAUAACAAUAUUUUAGUUUUUAUCGUAUCAAAUUCAAAUCCAUCACACUCACCAGAAAUGCACAUAUUUCAGUGCCAAAGUAUAUCAGCUCAAGAUCUAGUAGAGGACUUGAACCAACUUCGAAUGGGUAAAGCACUGACACGAAGCCGCAAAAGUAGCAUUCCACCCCCGUCUCACAAGCCCCCUCAAAAUGUCAUUAGCCCUUCGAGAGAAGUUACAAGAGAUUACCACGGAUCAGACUCGGAACUAACAGCAAACAAUGACGAUUCAAGUUCGACAACGAGUGAAAAAUAUGAAAGAGAUGUGACGAUUUUGAACCACUGUUUCGAUGACAUCGAAAAAUUCAUAGCCAGAUUACAACAUGCCGCUGCCGCUGCCAGGGAGUUGGAGCGCCGAAGGAAAACGAGGAAAACCAAGAAAAGAGACAUGGGAGAUGGCAUGUUGACUAUGAGAACCAAGCCACCUCCAGAAAAAGAAUUCGUCGAUAUUUUCCAAAAAUUUAAGCUGUCCUUUAACCUUCUAGCAAAGCUAAAGGCUCACAUACACGAUCCCAACGCUCCAGAAUUGGUCCAUUUUCUAUUUACACCUUUAGCCUUGAUAGUAGAAGCAGCGCACGAUACAUACUUCGACCAACACAUACCGCAUAACGUUAUUUCACCUUUGUUGACAAGGGAAGCUGUUAAUUUACUAAUGAAUUGUGUCACCAGCAAGGAAACCGAACUAUGGCAUUCACUAGGAAGCGCGUGGCUUAUUCCCAGGGAUCAGUAUAAGGGCCACGUACCGUCAUACCACCCAGUCUUUAUGGAUGGUUGGUCGCCGGAAUAUCCAGUAGUUGAUGAAACUGAAACCAAAUCAUACCAACACGAAGUCCAAUAUGGAGGCGACUACAAUGAUUACCCUUCGUCGAGUCAAGAUAUGUAUGAAAGAAACAAUUCUCAUCAUCAUCAACCAGACAAAGAUAUAGCUGCAACGUUAGGUGAAAGUACACGAAGUGACAUAUCCGCUGAUUCAAUUGAAAGAAAUGGAGAAGAAAGAGGUUUUGGAAGGAAUCAAGAGAGUUUUUUAGAGGACCUCCAAAACCGAGGGGCUAAUAUUGUUCAAGUUACAUAUCCCAGGACGGCAAAUAACGAUAAAGAAUUAACAGUUGUUCGAGGCGAAUUUUUAGAGAUUUUGGACGAUAGUAGAAAAUGGUGGAAGGCAAGAAAUAGUAGAGGGCAAAUCGCUCAUGUACCCCAUACUAUAGUAACUCCAUAUGUAUUCAAUAACCCUCUUUAUACACAAAACUACAGAAGAACCGAAUCGCCAGUGGAAAGAUUUAACAGAGAACACAGUCAGACAGAUCAUUCACCUCAAUCAAAAACUAACACAGACUGGAUCCGAAAUGAGAGGAUUGAGCAAAGCCUAAUUCAAACUGAUACUCCACCUCCUCCUCCUCCACCACCCCCUGUUCCUGAAACAAUACUUCCUAGUAAUCCAUCCACUCCACAACCUAUUAAAAGGACUCAGUCCAGACAAUCACUUAUGUCUACAAAGUCCAAUGGUGACUUGCAAGAGGAACUUGGAAACGUUCUUACUUUGGUACGUGAGAGAAACAAGCAACGGCAUUUGGACAUUAAACAAACACCGGAUACUUAUAUUAAUCAGAAGUCGACUCCAAAGGAGGUACGGGAAUGGUUGAAUGCGAAGGGUUUCGAUUUGAAUAUCCAGAAUAAAUUUAAAGGUGUAAAUGGUCAAGAAUUAUUUGGCAUUCAUAAGACAGAACUGGAAAGGAUAUGCGGUAGAGAUGAGGGAAAGAGACUUUACUCCCAGUUAAAUAUCAUGAAAUCCAUUAGCGGUUAUCAAACAGUUCGUACUACGGAAUUAAAGGCAAUAUUAGCGAGAGCUAGAUCAAAAAUUGAAACCAGAGGAGAGAUGGAAGAUGAAGAAUUGUUUUAAAAAAAUAUGGAAGUAAAAUAUGUUAAGAUAUCUUUAGUUAAUUUAGUGUUUAAUUUUGUAAAUAGCAAUAUUUAUAUUUCCUAAUCAUGACCUUCAACACAAAAAAUUAUGUAAGUGUUUUAUUAUGCAGAAGGCUGUAUUUAUUCAAUAAAUAGUGGCAAUAUAAA